Drosophila serrata is the source of this 876-nucleotide messenger RNA. RefSeq lists its product as uncharacterized. The record is from RefSeq and is a predicted model, not a curated record. NCBI's taxonomy places the organism in Eukaryota, Metazoa, Arthropoda, Insecta, Diptera, Drosophilidae.
AUUUCAGAAAUCCAGUCUCCUUAGCAUAGUUAGUUUUUUCUGGUCCUACAAAAUUCGAUACUUUUUGGCUUUACUUUAAAGUGUUUAAAGGUUUUAAGCAUUUCUCUAGAAAAUCAAAGCAUUUUUCGAGUCCAUAAAAAUCUACAACCUCUAAAAACCCGUAGCAAUCAUGAGUUACCGUGAAGGUAAAUGUGAUGAGUUUUUCGUAAGAUGUCAGAUGCUUGAGAGGUCCUGUAAAAGUGCUGAGGAGUUGACUCAAAGAAAUGGCGAAGCCUUGGAAAAUCUAAGUCUACAGGUUCCUAUACUAGCCAGAAAAUCCGUAGACAGCAUUGCGGAGGAGGCAAAAAAGGAUGUCGAAUUUAAAAUGGAUCAGAUAAAACAAGAACUGUGCGAAAGAGAGAAAUUUAUUGUGUCCAUGAGAGAGCAGUUACAUUUAGAAGUACCCAAAUCGGAUCCUGUGAAGCACAAUCUCUUGAUGCAAAAAUACAGGGCAGCCCUCAAAAAAGAUGAGAAACUCGAGGCCGAGGCCCAAAGAUCCUUAACUGAGGUCAACGUUGACAUGGAGAAGCAGACAGCUGAACUCAAACAGUUGCACAGCACUCAGGUGAUUGAGUAUCUCUUGAUGCAGGACCAAAUCAAGGAAAACUUUAAGAAGGAUAUGGAUAAACUCAUGAAAAAGUUCGAUGCAGAAAUGUCUCGUUUCAGCAAAGAUAACUCCGAUGUUCUGGCAAUCAAGGAGAAAAACAAUUCCUCCUCAGUCGGCAGCACUCACCAGCCUUAAGUUUGGAAAAUGUUCUAUAUGGGUUAUACAUAUAUUUUAAUUUAAACAGCAAAAACCUCUACAAGCUAUGGAUCUUGUUUUAAAUUUAAAAUGUU